AUGGCUGAUAGGUUAUUGCACGGAGGCGCGUGUCUUCGGAGAGCUCUGCAGUUCGUACCGCGCAAGAGACUGGAGAUUCGGCCUGCUUCUGCUUUUCAAACCCGUUCGUUUCGGCACUCACAGCGCAUAUUCAACUCGACGACGACGACACCGACUGCCCAGGAGACGACUACAGCUCAGGACGCACACUCUAUAGCUGAUGCUAUCGCGAAAGAUGCCCCAAAAAGCCUCGAUGCCCCAGCUGACGAAGCAAUAUGGAAGAAGAAGGAAAACCUUAGAAUGGAACGGGCAGUCAACAAGGAGUUGCAAUAUCUAAACAAUGACCCUUGGAAAGUUGCAGAAUAUGUCAAAAAAGCACUUGAAGCAAAGAAAUUCGAUCAAGCCCAUCUUUUGGUUCAAAAGGGCAGUAAAGAUAUGCAAUUGGUCGUGUCAUGGAAUUUCCUAUUGGAAUAUUUGCUCAACCAGCAACAAGUCAAGGCAGCGAUCAAGCUAUUCAACGAGAUGAAAAAGCGCGCACAGUUUCCUAACGCACAAACCUACACUACCCUGUUCCGUGGUCUCGCCAAGUCGAACCACCCUAAAACCGCUGUCUUCGAGGCUGUGAAGCACUAUAACGCCCUUUUCAAGGACUCCCGCCUAGAACCAAACAGUACUCAUCUGAAUGCUGUGCUUAGCGUGUGCAACCGAGCGGGCGACCUGGACUCCAUGUUCUCCAUCGUCGACACUCUCAAUGAGUCAACUCGAGCUCCAACUUCCUACACCUAUACUACCGUUCUCAAUGCUAUACGAUUCAACACGCUUGACGGCUUGGAAAAACUGUCGCCUGAACAGAAGGAGUUCAAUCUCAAAAAAGGUACUCAGCGCGCCAAAGCCAUCUGGUCAGAAGUUAUGAGUAAAUGGAGGCAAGGACGUCUGACCAUUGACGAGGAGCUCGUCUGCGCAAUGGGUCGUAUGAUGAUCAUCUCGAGUGACAUCAACGAGAAAAAGGAGGUUCUUGAUCUCAUUGAACAGACAAUGAACAUACCCAACUUGUCCAAAGUCAAGGAAAUGUCAGCUGAGGAAGCACGCAAGACAAAUCCUAAUACCGGUCAAGUGGUCAAGAAGGAUAAGAAUGGUGUCUUUGUCAGUCCUGGGAACAAUACCUUGUCUCUGAUAUUGAAGGUUGUGUUGCAGACGAAGCUCAACAGCCUGGGCAUCAAGUACUGGAAUUUCAUUCUUCGCGAAUAUAAUCUCGAGCCUGACCGGGAUUGCUGGUUGCGCCUCUUUAGCAUUCUCAAGCAAGCCAAAGCAAGCGGUCAUGCUACUGAGAUUCUGGACAUAAUACCGGCGAGUAUCACUGGGCCAAACUUCUAUCGCAUAGCCUUUGAAACGUGCGUUCGUGAUAACAUCAACCCAAAUGUCAUCAAGAAUGCCAACCGCGCGUUCGACAGCAUGAUGAAUCACCUAGAGAUGCCCGACGCUCAUCUCAUGCGCCUCUACCUCAACGUUUCUCAGUCCACGCACUAUCACUUGCGUGCUCGUGCUAAGGAAGGGGACGUGGCUGGUGCCAAACGUGCCUAUGGCGUCCAGAUCACCGACGCGCUUGAUCGUCUGUGGGUGCCCUACCGCAAACUUCACGAUUACUACUUCAAAAAGGUUAAACCUGAGACCAAGGAACAAAAGAAGGUUCUUUAUAAUGAUCAACGUGAAGUAAUUGCUCUCGCACGCAUCAUGUAUGGAUCAUUCAAUAAGGUUAUUCAGCAGGAAAUGCUCCCUGAGGAAGACCUCAAGAGAAUACGCCCUGUCGGGGGGCGCAUCAAUCGUGAGAUUCAGGCAUUUUAUGCCAACCGGGAGGAAAUAGAACCCAACUUGCGCAAGACGAAGGGUCGUGGCACAGCCGAGGAAGAUAUGUCUACACAGAAUGAGGCCAUGAAUACGGCCAAUUUUUGGGACACCACUCAAGCAGGAAAACCCCGGCCCCCAAAGCAGACAGGCCGAAGGCAGCCGCAUCGUGAUAAUGGCCCAGGUGAUGGCUAUCAACGCGAAGAAAGCUCAAGGUCCGAAUCCGAGCCUCCAAGGCGUGCCCCCUUCUCGUACAAAACAUACCUUACAGACAGCCAGCUGCCACCCAGAACGCGAAUACCAGAAAAAGACCUACGCCAAUGGAAAGACGGCACGCGGCCAGUGAGGCAGCCCGAUUAUGUCGGCUAUCGUGGCCCUCGUCCUAGCUGGGACGCGACUCGUGACGACAGGAAGGCCGAGCGCCGCUUUGGCAACCCGCGACGUUAA
Messenger RNA from Fusarium musae, 2268 nucleotides. RefSeq lists its product as uncharacterized. NCBI's taxonomy places the organism in Eukaryota, Fungi, Ascomycota, Sordariomycetes, Hypocreales, Nectriaceae. The record is from RefSeq and is a predicted model, not a curated record. Bases 1 to 2268 code for a protein of 755 amino acids. The transcript is spliced from 2 exons. Gene Ontology annotation, molecular function: protein binding.